UUUUUUUUUAAUAUCUCAACUUUUAUACGUGUGUAUGACGUAAUAAAUAUUUUCACAUAACUUUGUUUUUUUUCUUUCUGAACUUAAAAUAAACCCUAUUCCUGUAUUAUUCAUGUCCUUUGUUUUAUACAAAUGUUUUUUUUUAAUCUUGUGCGAUUCUUCCGAUAUUUUUAUGGUGUUCGUAUUUGAAAAUGAAUACUUUUAGAUCUUAUCUUCAAACUAAACGGUAAAAAUUUUGAAAAAAAUUCAUAAAAAUUAACCACUUUAUAGUACGCACUUGAUGCUGUAGUGUGUUAAAAAAAACCGUCAACUGAAACUUUGAAUUUCGAAAAUCACCGCCCGGAGCAAAUACGUUCUAUAUAAAAACCAAUUAACGGUUUAUUGCUUGAAUCGUUUACAUAGCUUUAAGAGCCAUCAGAUUCAAAGAUGUUAAGGUUCAUGACAAUCCGUAUAGCGCGAAAUAUCAAGGGAGGGAGAAACAGCUCGCUAUUUUCCUACUAUACCAAGUUAAGCUACAUCGUCAGUGACUUUAGUCUCUAAGUUAACACGUCGUCAGCAGCACAGACGAUUCGUAUACCUUAGUAACCCGGUCGAUUUUUCUUCCACCGCAGUACGACUAUUAAUUAUCGCUGUGUUUAUCAAUUGAAUGAAGUGCAAAAAGCACUGAUCGCAACUUUGUGUGCGCGAACAUCGAGAAACUAUUCUCGCUUUUGUGCGCUUUGUACGUCCAGCACAACAGAAGCCUGCUAAAAAUAUGUCAAAAACUGAUUCUGAAGAAGAAGCAUUUUACGGGAGCGUUGCCUCCAGUGAAGAGGAAAGUGACCAACUCAGAGCUGAUGAGUAUCCGUACGAAGUUGUUUCAACUGAGGAAAUUGUUCAAUACAUGGAAAAUGAAAUACGCGAAGUGAACUCGGUACUGGAAUUUACAGACACGACAGCUCGGAUUUUGCUGAGUUACCUCAAGUGGGACAGAGACACUUUAUUGAUAAGAUUUUACGAUGAAGAUCGGGAAAAAUUGUUUGCAGAGGCUCGUGUUGUAAAUCCAUAUAGAAAAAAGACCGAGGAGAGUAAUUCUUCCUCACAUUCGAAAAACGAAACAGAAGAAUGCGGAGUUUGUUUCAUGACUGUACCGACAGACGCGAUGAGCGGAUUAGAAUGUGGUCACAGAUUUUGUACAGCCUGUUGGCGUGCAUAUUUUGAAACUAAAAUCCAAAACGAGGGAGAGAGUGGAAAUAUAGCUUGUGCUGCUUAUGAUUGUGACAUUCUGGUAGAAGAUGCCACUGUCAUGCGUCUAGUGGAAGAUCCCAAAGUUAAAUUAAAGUAUCAGCAUCUCAUCACCAACAGUUUCGUUGAAUGUAACCGGCUACUCAAAUGGUGUCGAACUGCGGACUGCAACCACGCUAUCAAAGUUCAGUACGUGGAGUCCAAGCCGGUCACCUGCAAGUGCAAUAAUACCUUCUGCUUUUUUUGCGGUGAAGAUUGGCAUGGCCCGGUAACGUGCGAUCUAUUACGCAGGUGGAAAAAAAAGUGCAGCAAGGACGUGAUCUCGUUAAAGUGGAUGAUGGCUAACACAAAAGAUUGUCCAAAAUGUUAUAUACCAAUCGAGAAAAAUGGUGGAUGUAAUUUAAUGACUUGCCGAAACUGCAAAAGUAGUUUCUGUUGGAUCUGCCUUCAACUUAUAGAUGAACAUGACCCUUGCAACUCACAUUCAGAAUUGACAACGCCUAUAAACUUAAAGACAAAUCAGGAAAGAUAUGAGUUCUAUAUUAACAGAUAUGCGAAUCAAAUACAUUUGCUCGAUUUUGAAAAGAAACUGUACAGAAGCAUAGAAAUAAAGAUGGAUCAGAUGCAAAAACACAAUAAGUCUUGGAUGGAGGUUCAGGUUUUGAAGAAGGCUGUAGAUGUUUUAUGCUCGUGCAGACGAACACUGAUGUACACCUAUAUCUUUGCUUUUUUUCUGAAGAAAAAUAAUCAGUCGGCGAUUUUUAACGAUAAUCAGAAGGAUUUGGAGAAAGCAACAGAAGCUCUUUCGGAGUAUAUUGAAAGAGAUAUUACCGACAAACAUGUGAAUGAUGUUGAAACAAAGCUUCAAGACAAAUACAAAUACUGCGAAACUCGAAAAAAAGUGCUUUUUGAACACGUGCAAGAGGGUUAUCUCAAUAACUGGUGGACUUUUAUAUAGACUACAAAUUGAUGAAUAAUUUAUAGGUUUAAAACAUUUUACGUGUGAGCAAAUUUAGAGUACCAAAGUAUUCAAAAGUUUUUAAUAAUCUUGUUAUGUGCAAGUUUUUCCGCCAAUUUUGAUGCACAUUUUAAAAUAAAAUUAUUUUUCCAGAUACGUGCACGAAAAAGGCCACUUUCCAUACAUGUAAAAUGAAUGGAAAAUCGAGUUUUUCUUAGCAGCGCGAAAAAAACUAGCAACGGGAAAAAACUUUUCCCCCCAAGGGAGUAGUUUUUUCCUCACUCUGCAGCCUAUAUUCGAUGGAU
Nasonia vitripennis (jewel wasp) is the source of this 2487-nucleotide messenger RNA. RefSeq names its product E3 ubiquitin-protein ligase ARIH1-like. The record is from RefSeq and is a predicted model, not a curated record. Gene Ontology annotation, molecular function: zinc ion binding; ubiquitin conjugating enzyme binding; ubiquitin protein ligase activity. Gene Ontology annotation, biological process: positive regulation of proteasomal ubiquitin-dependent protein catabolic process; protein polyubiquitination; ubiquitin-dependent protein catabolic process. Gene Ontology annotation, cellular component: ubiquitin ligase complex; nucleus; cytoplasm. NCBI's taxonomy places the organism in Eukaryota, Metazoa, Arthropoda, Insecta, Hymenoptera, Pteromalidae. The coding region runs from base 755 to 2182 and encodes 475 amino acids. The transcript has a single exon.